Plenodomus lingam JN3 is the source of this 1977-nucleotide messenger RNA. RefSeq lists its product as uncharacterized. The record is from RefSeq and is a predicted model, not a curated record. Lineage: Eukaryota; Fungi; Ascomycota; Dothideomycetes; Pleosporales; Leptosphaeriaceae. Gene Ontology annotation, molecular function: FAD binding; oxidoreductase activity.
AUGGCCAUACAAGAGUGGGAGCCACUGAUCGAUCAAAAAGCUGCUGGCUUCGAUGAAGCAGAGAAUCACCAAAGACCGGCUAGGAGGAGACAUGGCCAAGGUUGGCAAUCAAGUGGAUUUUCUGCUCUUCUUUGCAUCUCCGCGCUGUACGGUAUCUACAACUUGUGCGGCAGGAGUUUUUCUCAAACGGGAAACCAAGGGCACUUGUACCCGGACAAGAUACCAACAACCUUCAAUUACACAUGCCUUCCUGGGCAAUCGUGCUGGCCGAGCACGAAUGAUUGGAUCACAUUCAAUCGGAGCAUUCAAGGUCAUUUGAAGGCAACCAUCCCGUGGGCUGCACCAUGCUACUCUGACCCCUCCAGCAAGGAAUGUGAAAAUAUAGCGAAGCAAUACGGUGAUGGAGUCUCACGAACGGCACAAUACGGCUCGAUGGAGUUUCUUGACUGGGAGGCAUGUGGCCAGUCACAGUGUGCACUCAACUCGACCAACCCCUUGACACCUGUCUCUGGCACAUGUUCAUUGGGAAGGCUGUCGACAUACUACAUCGACGUACGAUCACCAGAAGACAUCAGCAAAACACUGCAAUUUGCUCAGAAGCAUCACAUCCGUCUUUCGAUAAAGAAUACCGGUCAUGACUACUUUGGCAGAUCUAGUGUAGCCAACUCACUAGCCCUAUGGACACACAACCUCAAGGAUACGAGAUAUCACAAGACUUUCCAACCAAAGGGAUGCUUAGCACGUUACGAGAACGUUGGCGAAAUCGGUGCUGGAGUACUAGCACAAGAGGCCUGGAGAUUUUUCGAGCCCCUUGGCAUGCUUGUUACCGUAGGUGCUAUCGGCUCCGUUGGCCUUGCCGGAGGUUUCGGGCAAGGAGGUGGCCAUGGCCCAUUGGGUCCGGCCUACGGACUCAUGGUUGAUCAGGCAGUAGAGUUUGAGGUCGUCACAGCCGAUGGACAACAACGCACCAUCAAUGAGUGCAAUGAUCCAGAUCUGUUUUGGGCGAUGCGUGGAGGUGGAGGUGGCAACUACGCUGUGCUCACGUCCUACAAAUUCCAACUCCACCCAUCGGUACCACUCAAUGUCUACAGCUUCCAGGCUCAUUGGCCCAGGCCCAAAGACAUUACAGAGUCAAAGGUUCUCCGUGAUACUGUCAGAGCGCUGGCCUCGAAUCAGACUCUCUUUGCGGAUCACGGUGUUGCGGGCUACAACUUUGUUCAUCCCGAUCACAUAAUUUCGCUACAAAUCCUGCCUUCCAGCGAUACCGAAGCAAUCAAGAAGGUUACAUCGCAAUGGCACGACUUUCUCACCAACCAUCCCCAACUCAAUGCUACAGAGAAUACCUACUACACCUUUGAUACCUUCUCUAAAUGGCACAAAUUCACCGAGACGCCUGAGAUUUCCCGUAACGGUCCCGUCGGUCUUGGACUCAUGGAGGCUGGCCGAUUCAUCCCCCGGGAUCUUUUUGCAUCUUCGAAUGAUAUUGAACAGCUCACCGACGCCGUCCUCACCGCAAUGCAGUUUUCCUACACAAACAAGGGUGGCGGAAGCGUGCAAUUAUAUGCGACGGGCCCGACCAAUCAACCUGACAACAGCAAGACUGGCGUCAACCCAGCUUGGAGGGAUGCACUCUGGGAAGUCAUCAUGGGUGCAGCGUGGACUAGCAAAGACUCGCGACAGGCCAGAACUCUAAUCCAAAACACCGUCUCCGCUUCAAUCCAACCAUUCAAAGCCUUGACACCUGGUGGCGGUUGCUACAUGAAUGAAGGUGAUUGGACUGAAGAAAACUGGCAGCAAACAUUCUUCGGUACAAAUUACGACAAGCUCCUGACAGUGAAGAGGAAAUAUGAUCCUACGGGUCUCUUCAACUGCUGGAAAUGCGUGGGGUGGACAGGCUACGCUGACCCAAUGUACUCUUGUUACACACAGAGUCGGAAAGAGCCGAAUCCGUCGGUGCCUCUUGAUCCCGUCAACUAA